CGGAAAUUUGGCGGGAAUGGUUGCCUUUCAAUGAAAGGAAAAUGAGAGAUAUUUCCAACCCAGUAAAAUAUCUCGUGAAUUGUUGAAGAUGGAUAUUCGUAAAUUUUUUGGGUCGCCACCUGUCAAGAAGGCAAGUGGGUUGGAAAAAGUGAAAGAGGCUAACAACAACAACAACAGCAUUCCGGCGAAGAAAGCUGAUAAGAACUCCUCAGCAAAGCACAGAGAUGAGAGGAAAAAUCGGGAUAAAAGUGAAGACCGCAAAGGAGACAAAGAGAGUGAAAAUGAAGACCGUAAAAGAGAUAAGAAGUCGAGGAAUGCUAGUGAGGAGUUUACAAAGGUUACUGAUAAAGAAGAGAAGAUGAAUACGAGAAAGAAGAGAAAACACUCUUCUGAUAAGGAGUCUAGUGCUAAAAAGAAGCCUAUUCAGGUUACCCUUGGUGACAGUGACGAUGAGUUUGAUGAAGUCAUUAAGAAACGUAAAUCUAAAGCUGGCCGUAGGAAAGGCAUUGUGUAUGAUUCAGACUCAUCAGCUGAAGAGGACCCAGUGCCUAAGAAAUCCAAACGGAAGAGCUCUGAAUAUCAGUCUGUGGUGAUAGUGGACUCAGACGAGGAUUGUAGUAGAAAGACCAGAGCCUCUCCCCUAAAGGCCUUCAUGAAGAAAACCCCCAGUAGACCUGUAGCUGAAGUGAAGAAGAAAGUGGAAGAACAAACAAAGCGAACUCCUGUCAGUGCUGCAGAUUUCUUUGGAGGUGGGAGUGUCAAGAGAGUGGACAGAAAACCAGCGAGUAAAAGAAAACUGGAAGAUGAUUCCAAACCCUCAAAUAAUGUUGACGAUGAAAUUCAUGAGGAUGCAGACUUUGAGAAAACAUUGGAACAGCUAGAUGAGCAAAGUCAGAAGUCCAAGAAGACAAAAACAGAAUCUUUGUCUUCACCUCCAAAGAAAGAGACAUCUCCGUCCAAACCUUCACUGUCGAAUAGACUGUCAUCUUUGGCGAAAUCAUCGAAAGUAAUGGUGGAAGACACCCCAGAGAAAACAAAAGCAGCACCUGUUAACCAAAGAUCGAGUCCAAGGAAGUCUGUGGUCACACCUAAAAAGCAUGAGACACCUAAUAAAUCAGAAACAAAGAAAACUUCACCAGGAACAAAUGCAGGACCAGCCAGUGCUAAGACGCCAUCUCCAGGGAAAUCCCCUGUUGAGAGGAAAGGCAGUGGUUACCGUAAUUACCUGAACAGAGAAGGACCAAAGUCGUUGGGCUCCAAAGAAGUACCAGAGGGUGAGCCAAAUUGUUUAGAAGGACUGACUUUUGUUAUAACUGGUGUUCUGGAAUCGUUUGAGAGAGACGCGAAGAGUUUGUUAGAGAAAUAUGGAGCAAAAGUCACGCAAUCUCUCAGCAAAAAGACAAGUUAUGUUGUGGUGGGAAGAGACGCAGGUGCAUCCAAACUUAGUAAGGCUGAACAGUUCAAGACAAAACAGCUGGAUGAAGAUUCUAUGUUAGAACUCAUCAGAACUUUACCUGGCAAGAAAUCAAAGUAUGAAAUUCAAGCUGAAGCUGAACUGAAAAAGGAGAAAUCCAAAACUCCAGCUCCAUCCACGCCUAAAGUAGAAGAAAAACUGCAGGCAUUCAAGUCCUCAUCUUCAAAGAAUUUGCAGAAAAUUGAAACACCUAGCAAAUCAGCAUCAGUGAAAGAAGAGAAGUCAGUGUCAUCUGACCAAUCAGAACCCUCUUUACUUUGGGUAGACAAGUACAAGCCGACCUCUUUGAAGAAAAUCAUUGGUCAAACCGGUGACAAAAGCAAUGCUGUCAAGCUCAUUCAUUGGAUAAGGAACUGGCACAAGAACAGGGCCCUCGGCAAGAAACCUUCAGGAGGAUUUUUUGGGAAGGAUGAUGGCUCAGGGUUCCGAGCAGCGCUGUUGUCAGGACCUCCUGGGGUGGGGAAAACCACCACAGCCACACUUGUAUGUCAGGAGGCAGGGUUUUCCUAUGUGGAGCUGAAUGCAUCAGAUACACGCUCAAAGAAAACGCUGGAGAAUGUGGUGUCUGAAUCUCUUAACAACCAGACACUCGUGGACUUCCUGGGUGAUCAGAAGAAGACCACCAAAGGUCCAUCAGGACAGAAUCACUGUAUUAUUAUGGAUGAAGUGGACGGAGUGGCUGGCAACGAGGACAGAGGUGGAAUUCAGGAGUUGAUUCAGUUGAUCAAGCAAACAAAGAUUCCUAUCAUAUGCAUCUGUAAUGAUCGUAACCAUCAGAAAAUGAGAUCCCUUGUCAACUACUGUUUUGACCUGCGCUUCUACAAACCAAGACUGGAACAAAUAAAGGGUGCCAUGAUGUCCAUUGUAUUCAAGGAAGGCUUGAAUAUCCCCCCUCCAGCAUUGAAUGAGAUCAUCCUUGGGGCUAAUCAAGAUGUUAGACAGGUUAUCCACAACCUGUCUAUGUGGUGUGCCACCAGUAAAUCUCUGACCUAUGAGCAGGCGAAGGAAGACUCCACGCGUGCCAAGAAGGAUCUAAAAAUGGGACCAUUUGAUGUUUGUCGGAAGGUGUUUGUGGGCGGAGAGGAGACGUCAAAGAUGACCCUAAUAGACAAGUCAGAUCUUUUCUUCAACGAUUACAGCAUCGCACCAUUGUUUGUUCAUGAGAACUACAUCCAUGUUACACCAUACUCAGCCAGGGGCAGCAAUAUACGGCAUCUGUCACAGCUUGCCAAGGCAGCAGACAGCAUUUGUAACGGUGACUUGAUUGAGAAGAAAAUACGCUCUCAAUCCAAGUGGGGUCUGCUUCCCAUGGAGGCGAUCUUUGCUAGUGUGAUUCCUGGAGAAGAGAUGAGAGGUGGUAUCUCACAGAUGAUUGCCUUCCCCAGCUGGCUCGGGAAAAAUUCCACGCAGAAUAAAAAUGACAGAAUUUUACAGGAGCUUCAUACUCACAUGAGUCUACACAUUUCUUCCGACAAGAGAGGCUUGAAUUUGGAUUACCUCCCUUUUAUGAGGAAAUCUCUAACAGAUCCCCUGGUGGAGAGAGAAAAUGAUGGUGUGAAGGAUGUGAUAGAAAUGAUGGACAGCUACAACAUCAUCAAGGAAGACUUUGACAAUGUCAUGGAGGUCUCUAAGUGGCCGAAUAGUUCUGAUCCAUUCUCAAACCUAAGUUCAAAAACCAAAGCAUCUUUCACGCGGGCUUACAACAAGGAAAGUCAUCUCACGCCAUACUCACUUGGAGGCGGGACGAAGAAAAAAAAAGGAAGAGGGGGUGGGGCUGAUGAGUCUGGGUUGCUAGGCGAAGAGGGUGAGGAAACCAAGGCGAUGGAAGAAGAGGAAGAGGAGGAUAAUGACCUUGAAGAUGGGAUGAUCAAGCCCUCGUUUCUGCUGAUAACUUUUCAGAUGAAAAAAUCUGCAGGUGGUAAGAAUGCAGCAGGAGGGGGAAGCACAAAGGGAAAACAGGCCAGCGAGUCAAAGGGCAAAGGUCGGGGCAAGGGCAAAGGGAAGAGCAAAAGCUGA
Messenger RNA from Liolophura sinensis, 3490 nucleotides. Its product is annotated as replication factor C subunit 1-like. Gene Ontology annotation, cellular component: DNA replication factor C complex; nucleus. Gene Ontology annotation, biological process: DNA replication; DNA repair. The record is from RefSeq and is a predicted model, not a curated record. NCBI's taxonomy places the organism in Eukaryota, Metazoa, Mollusca, Polyplacophora, Chitonida, Chitonidae. Gene Ontology annotation, molecular function: DNA clamp loader activity; ATP hydrolysis activity; ATP binding.